AUGUGGACAAAUGCACUAUGUUCGGGAUUGUUCAUUCGCAAAUCACAUGUGCAAAGAGUGCAAACGGGUUGGCCACAAAGAGGGUUAUUGCAGCUGCUUUUCCAAGCAAAAAUCAGUGAAACCGGAAGAGGAGAAAAAGUCAUCAUUCAAAUCCAGCAAAUCCACCAGAAAAGCAAAAUCCGCGUAUAUGUUGUGAACCACAUCGCUCAACAUUCAAACAAGCGAAAGUACGUGCCCACAUUCAUUAAUGGCGUAGCAACCAAGCUACAAUUGGAUACAGCGAGCGACAUCACGGUGAUCUCGAAACAAACGUGGAACUACUUGGGAAGACCUGCAAUCAAGAAACCAACUAUUCAAGCCAUGAACGCAUCAGGCAAGCCGCUCAAGCUCAUGGGCGAAUUCCAGUGCGAAAUAUGCAUCAACGACAGAAGCACCCAAGGACGCUGUUUUGUAACAUCUACUGCCAACCUCAACCUCAUGGGCAUCGACUGGAUAGAAUUGUUCGGACUAUGGUCAAUUCCCAUCGACUCGGUCUGCAAUCAAAUCAAGAUGAAGUCGCUCGAUCAGCAAGUUCGUGAGUUCCGAGCAAAGCACUCAGAAGUAUUCAGUAAAUCUCUAGGACAUUGUAAGAAGUUGAAGGUAAAACUCUAUCUGAAAUCAAAUUCCAAACCAGUAUUCUGUCCAAAACGACCGGUUCCAUUCAACACUAUACCAUUGGUUGAUGCCGAACUCACACGGCUACAAUCAUUGGGCAUCAUUCAGCCGGUCGAUUUCUCUGAAUGGGCUGCUCCUAUCGUGGCGGUACGCAAACCAAACGGCCGAGUCCGCAUCUGUGCGGACUACUCGACUGGACUCAAUGAAGCGCUGGAAGCCAAUCAUUAUCCGCUUCCAACUCCGGAGGAAAUUUUCGCUCAACUCAACGGCAGCACCAUCUUCAGUAUCGUCGACCUUUCAGACGCAUACCUGCAACUCGAGGUAGAUGAUGAUUCCAAGAAGUUACUCACGAUUAACACCCAUCGUGGCUUGUUCCAGUUCAAUCGCCUAGCACCAGGGGUAAAAUCAGCGCCAGGAGCUUUCCAACGUCUGGUAGAUGCAAUGAUUGCCAACAUACCAGGAGUCCGUUCAUUUAUCGACGAUGUUAUCGUAUUCUCAAAGGACAUGGAGUCACAUUUGGCAUCACUCAACCAACUGUUCCAGCGGUUAAAGAAGUAUGGGUUCCAUGUCAAAGCUGAGAAAUGUAGUUUUUUUCAAUCACAACUCGGCUACUUGGGACACAUCGUGGACAAGCAAGGCAUCCAUCCUGAUCCCGAAAAGGUAAAAACAAUCGCUACAAUUCCACCACCAACCAACAUCUCCGAGCUCCGGUCGUACCUGGGUGCAGUCAACUUUUAUGGAAGAUUCGUGCGCAACUUACAAGCAUUGCGCCAUCCGAUGGACCAGCUCUUGAAGAAAGAAACAAAAUGGCGGUGGACCCCAGAAUGCCAGAGGGCUUUGACCAGUUCAAGACAAUUCUCCAAUCAAAUUUACUUCUGA
Armigeres subalbatus is the source of this 1533-nucleotide messenger RNA. RefSeq lists its product as uncharacterized. The transcript has a single exon. Bases 1 to 1533 code for a protein of 510 amino acids. The record is from RefSeq and is a predicted model, not a curated record. NCBI's taxonomy places the organism in Eukaryota, Metazoa, Arthropoda, Insecta, Diptera, Culicidae.